CACAUGCUGCGUUCUCGAUUUAGGUUCUUGGUUGAAACCGAUCGGACGCUUGUAGAGAAAACAUCAUUAAGGGGAUUUAUUAAAUUAAUGUUGUAAAAUAAAAUUCAUCGUUUAACAUGAGUAGCACCGAAUUUGAUAAGAACAAUUACCCAAAAGCUUCAAAGUAUCUUUUCAAUGGAGCUUUACUUACGUACAUUGCUGGCAUGUUUCUGAUGAUUUCAUUUUGCAGCCCCUACUGGGUGAAAUCCUAUGAUGAGACUUUCUCCAAUUUCAAAAACAUGGGUCUCUGGGAAUACUGCUUCCAGAACUUUCGAUACCCAUACUACCAGUACGACCACCCAUUUGACGGCUGCCAUCAUGUCUUCAGCAAGGAAUAUUUCGUAAUUCGUGAAUGGCUGUUGCCACCAUGGUUGAUGACAGUCCAGGCAUUCAUGACGAUGUCUUUUUUACUUAGUUUUGGUUCUCAAGUGCUUAUGGCGAUGCAACUCUGCAGAUGGCCGUUGGAGUUUGUUUUGAGAUACGAGUACAUUUUAUCGGCGGUGGAUUUUAUUUGUAUCGUGACAACAACCGUAUUUAUGUUCCUGGGUGUUGUAAUCUUCGGAGCAUCACACGUACGACGUGAUUGGCUGAUGUAUCCAAACUUCAAUUAUCUCUGUUGGUCGUACGGCUUCGCGUGUCUAUCAUUCUUUUUUCACGGAUUUGCCGCCAUAUGUUUGUAUAAAGAGGCACGGCUGAGUUAUGAAAGGCGACGCGAAUCUAAAAAUCUCAUUAUGCAAAUGCAACCAAAUCCACAGCACCGUUUAGGAUGGAAUAUACCAGGAUAUUAGGCUUUUUAGUUUAUUUACGUACUUAAGGAAAACCACUGAUUUAUUCUAUGGCAAUAGGAUUAUUUUCCUGGGUUGCUGUGGAAUUUUAAACCCCAAUUUAAGCUUCACAAGAAUUGAUGUUUUUGUAAACUCUUGUAUACAUUUUUUAUGCCAUUUUUGCUAAUUGUAUCUAUAUUUAUAGUCAUUAUGUUGUAUUUGUUGUAUUAUACUCUUGUAAUACUUUCAUAGGAUUAAAAUAAGAUAUUAUUUGUAUUGGUAUUAAGUUAUUGUACACUAUUUUAUGGAAUCUCAAUAUUUUGUUUUUAAUCAGUAGGUAUAAGGUAUAGUAUUUUUGGAAGAAUCUAACACUAAGUAUCACUGCAUUUGAUUUUUGCUUUGACAAAGAUAUUCCGUCCAUCCAUGUUAUUUAAUUAAUAUUAAUCAUAUUAAUUAAAUAAAUAAUUAAUUAAAUUAUUUGUAAGAUGCAAUGAUAAUUUAUAUUUUUGGUAAUAAAUAAAGAUAUUUUUUCAGGCACAAA
This is a messenger RNA of Anthonomus grandis grandis, 1344 nucleotides long. RefSeq lists its product as uncharacterized. Lineage: Eukaryota; Metazoa; Arthropoda; Insecta; Coleoptera; Curculionidae. Bases 117 to 827 code for a protein of 236 amino acids. The record is from RefSeq and is a predicted model, not a curated record. Gene Ontology annotation, cellular component: membrane; septate junction. Gene Ontology annotation, biological process: regulation of tube size, open tracheal system; septate junction assembly. The transcript has 4 exons.